Molecule: messenger RNA, 1548 nt
Organism: Drosophila nasuta
Lineage: Eukaryota; Metazoa; Arthropoda; Insecta; Diptera; Drosophilidae
Gene: rswl
Product: tRNA methyltransferase roswell
Exons: 1
Coding region: 97-1530 (477 amino acids)
Biological process (GO): mitochondrial tRNA 5'-end processing; positive regulation of mitochondrial translation
Cellular component (GO): nucleoplasm; nucleus; mitochondrion
Molecular function (GO): tRNA binding
Source: RefSeq, a predicted model, not a curated record
CGCUAGAGGCAAUCAGCUGGUGGUAUUAUUCAAUUUACGCGUGCUGCUGGAAACACAAGUUAAAAACUGUAUUAUUUGUAAAUUAUUAAAUUAAAUAUGUUAAGAAACUUGGUGCGUUGGCAAGCAUGCAGAACUCUAUUAAACAAAUCAGCGGUAGCUCAAGUUGCCGCCGUACGCCACUUAAGUAAUCCAUUCAAACAAAAUCCACAUGAAAAAGCCGCUACGGAGGAGCCGGCAACCAGAAUAAAGAAACCUGGAAAUCCUUUUGCAAAAGCCACUGUUGCACAGGAACUGUCAUUUAAUGCGGAGGAGCCGGAAACCGUAAUAGAUAAACCGGGAAACCCUUUUGGAAGAGCCCCAGCUGCCCAAGAGCUACCGUCUAGUCAGCGUGUAUCGGAGACCAAAGAAGAGCGAGAGAAGCGGCUUAAGGUACUGCAGCUUGAGGUAGAUAUUGCAUAUCAAGAAGGACGCCGUGUGCCGGCUUUAGAGUUCUUCCAAGAGCAUCACUGGGCACGUGUGCUGGAGCUGCCCACGAAGUCGGCGCGCAGCAAAUACUAUGCUUUCCUUUGGCAAAUCGAGAUGAAGAAAGAAUCCAAUCAGCGCAAGAAGGAGGAACGUGCAGUAGAAACCGAACGACGCGUUGCCGAGAUUCGUAAAGAGCGGGCGGAGAACAAUCACAUCGUCUAUGGCCUGGCACACACAUCGAUGUUUCUGCGUAUCUACGACAGUACAAUCAAUCAUUGGCAAAAUAAUCGCCUCACGCGUGCCAUGCAAUUCGCACCCAAGCUGGUGUUGGACUGCUCUUACGAUCAGUACAUGACCAAUCGUGAGAGCUCGUAUGCUGCCAAGCAGUUGAUGCUGUGCUUUGCCGAGAAUCGCAUGAAUGACGAACCCUUCGAUUUGCACUAUUGCAACUCCAAUUUCGAAGGCAACUGCAUGCAGAUACUUCAGCGUUACAUACCCACUAUGCACAAUCCCGAGUUUCCGAUCAAUGUGCACCGCGAAUGCUUCACUGAACUGUUUCCCAAGAAGCAAUUGGUCUACCUGACACCACAUUGUCGCGAGGACCUCGUCAGCUACGAUCCGGAUGACAUUUACAUCGUAGGCGCCAUGGUGGAUACAGUGAACAACGAACCGCUGUCGCUGGCAAAGGCGAAACGUUUGGGGCUGCGCAUGGCACGUUUGCCCUUGGAUCGCUAUUUGCAAUGGGGUGCAGGAUCGGGCAAGUCGCUAACGCUUAAUCAAAUGAUCAGCAUCAUGCUGGAUCUCAAGAAGACGGGCGAUUGGGAUACGGCUUUGCAGCACGUGCCACGCCGUAAAGUCGUCGACUACCACAGCGAGCGACAAGCACUAAAUAAGCGAGCUAGCAAAUUCAAUGUGCGCAUCGAUCAUCUGCUCAAAUCCGAAGGCGAUCGUAGAACAUCCACAGCAUUUGCAGAGCCUCAGAAACUGCGACAUCGCAAAGAGGGAAUGGAUUUUAAACUGGACAGCUGGGCGACGGGAAAAAGGAAAACGAAACAAAGUAGCUAGGUUGACUCUUUAAUUAAG